Messenger RNA from Mercurialis annua (annual mercury), 1166 nucleotides. RefSeq names its product protein TIFY 10A. The record is from RefSeq and is a predicted model, not a curated record. Gene Ontology annotation, cellular component: nucleus. Bases 123 to 923 code for a protein of 266 amino acids. Gene Ontology annotation, biological process: regulation of defense response; response to wounding; regulation of jasmonic acid mediated signaling pathway. NCBI's taxonomy places the organism in Eukaryota, Viridiplantae, Streptophyta, Magnoliopsida, Malpighiales, Euphorbiaceae. The transcript is spliced from 4 exons.
AAAGGCUCAACCCUCCAAUAUAUUCCUCGUGCCUCUUCAUUUUCAAAUUUUAUUUCUCUCUAACUUUACCAAUUCCGAUUUGGUGUUUGUUAUUAUUUUUUCAAACGAGUUAAAAUUUAGCUAUGGCUGGUUCGCCGGAGUUCGAUGAGUUUUCCGGGCAGAAAACGGUUAAGUUGCCGGAGAAGAACAGUUUCUCGCAGAAGUGUAGUUUGUUAAGUCAGUAUUUGAAAGAGAGAGGUAGUUUUGGUGACCUUAGCCUCGGCAUGACGUGUCACAACGCCGGCGACUCUUUUAUUUCCAACGGAAAUGGUACAACUAUGAAUUUGUUUCCAAUGAGUGAAAAACAUGGUGAUAACAAGAGUGUUCAUACUAAUUUUAGAUCCAUGGAUUUGUUCCCUCAAGAAUCUGGUUUUACUGAAGAUUUUCCAAAGAGGGUUAAUUCAAGUGUUAACAAGGCUGGGAGUGGGAGCCCAGAUGGUCAAACUGCACCAUUGACUAUUUUUUAUAAUGGACAAGUGAUUGUGUUCAAUGAUUUUCCAGCUGAGAAAGCUAAGGAAAUUAUGGCUUUAGCUACCAAGGGAAGUUCUUGUAAUGGCUCUCCUGCUCUCCCGGUCAGGAAUCAUUCCCCUGCUUUCGUUCCUAACGUUGCGAAAACCCCCGUUGAAUCCGUUCCAUGUAUUUCGAACAUUGUUGUUCCUACUUUCGGCAAUAAUUUGAUUCAGGAACGCGUGCAGCCUCUUCCUCAGCCUAUUGCAACUGAUCUACCGAUUGCAAGGAGGGCUUCGCUUCACCGGUUCUUGGAGAAGAGAAAAGAUAGGAUUGUUGCGAGAUCUCCAUACCUAACAAGCGGCAUAUCUUCGCCGUCGAAGCCAGCAUCUGAAAGCAAGUCAUGGCUUGGUCUUGCUGCUCAAUUUUCACAAUAGAUCCACUGCUAAUUAUAUUCAUAUUGAGUUUGUUCUUAUGUUAUUUGUUUUAGGCCUCUGCUUUUUUCAAUCUUCUAUUUUGGGAGGUUGAGUCCUCUGCUGUAUCUCAUAGCUUUGAUUUUUGGUUGUUUAAAGCUGAGGCAUUCAGAUUAUAGAUCUAACUGUUUAUUAAUCUCACUAUUAGUUCAUGUAAUUAUACCUUUAUUAAUGAAAAAGCAAAUAGCUAGUGAUUAUUUUACUUUA